This is a messenger RNA of Cyclospora cayetanensis, 1008 nucleotides long. RefSeq lists its product as uncharacterized. Gene Ontology annotation, cellular component: phycobilisome. Bases 1 to 1008 code for a protein of 335 amino acids. The transcript has 5 exons. The record is from RefSeq and is a predicted model, not a curated record. Lineage: Eukaryota; Apicomplexa; Conoidasida; Eucoccidiorida; Eimeriidae. Gene Ontology annotation, biological process: photosynthesis.
AUGUGUCUACCCUGGUCCUCGCUGGCGGUAGCUGCCGCUGUCGCCACCUGUUCCAUCUUUUCGGGGGGCCUCACUUUCCAAAUUCAGGCCGGUAACGGGAGGGCCCCUGCGGGGGCCUCAUCCCUCCAUUCGCAGAUUUCAAAGCCCCCCUUCCCGUCUGCCUCGGGAUCGCUCAUGUCCAUGAGCACUUUCCAGCCCACCCCCUACCGGUCCUCGCAGACGGGCCUGUUGUCUGCAGUUGCUGCUCCUCUUGAAGGCGGGAGCGCCUCCUGCGGAGACUCUCGAACAGCCACCGACGCCACUGUGUUGGCAAUGGCCGCAUUCCUGAGAUGCCACAAGCCCCUGCUGAACGAUCGAGGCUCUGAACUGCCCGACGGAAACCUUUGCAUGCUCUUGCGCGGCUGCGAUGCCCAUCAAAGAAUGAUUUCCCCACUGGAGCUCAAGACGAACGCAGAAGCACUUCCUGGGGCAGCCGCUGCAGGCCUCAUGGCUGCCAAGGGCUCUGCAGCAGCCGAGGCUUUGUGCGAGCAACUCAAAGAAAAGAUAAGGGCCCCAGGUGCCCCGGAGGGGGCCCCCCACGGGGUGUGUGCUGUGGAGCUACUGAAGCUGGAGGUCGAAAAGGUGCACCGCCUACUGCAAUACGCGACUGCCGCCGGCUUGAAAAAGAAUUUCUUAAGCCGAGACGCCCUAGUGGUCAUGCGCGAACUCUACGAGGAGCUGGGUCUCGACAGUGACCUCAUCGUAAAGGUUCUGCAGGGCCUGAAGGAAUUCUACAAGGCGGAGAUGGACAAGGCAUCUUUCCAGGAUUUUUUCUUGCCGGCAUUUGAAGAAGUAAUUGCGAAGUUUGACGAGACAAAGCAGCUGGUGCGACAUGCCGAGAAAAUCCCAUUCGAAUCGCUCCCCUUCGAACCGACGCCGGACCCGCGAACGCUUACGCCGCUGGUUGUCGAUAUCAUGAGUUUUAAAGACAAACUGCCUAACCUCAAACAAUGGGAAGGGAAGCAGUGA